CGUACCCCGCGGGGACCGACGGCGCGUGGGCAUCGUGGAAGCAAUCUGGCUUCAACUACACUCUUCUCCUUCCCAUAGAUCCAUUUUACCAAGUGCGCUGUGCAUUCCUACAAGGACUCGUCGACUGCCAAACACCGGAUUGUCUGCCAAAUCUCCAGGGCUGCCGAAACAACCAUCCGCACCAGCUGAAUGCGCAGCACGGUCACCUUCGCCAGACUCCUCCCCCGCAUCCUCACCACCACUGCGCUCUUGACCACGGCCACGCCGCACAGCCUCGCGCCACAACACUUCCUCAGCACAAAGCACAGCAUGACUCACUCCACGACGUCAUUCACCCUCGAGCAGAGGAAGAUCAGCGACAACUCCUUCGCUAUCCUCAAGGACCUCGUGCAAACAGAGCAGGCUCCGAGGUCGGCGGCACAUCAGGCAGCAGCUGCCGCAACCAAGGACGUCAAGCAGGCCAACGCCAAGGACGCUGUCGACGACGGCUAUCUGUUUCAGUUCUGGCGCGACUUGUUUAGCGCUGCUGAGCAGGCUCCCAGCAGCGACCACCCGGCGCUGGACAAACUGGUGUUGUUUGUAAGGGAGCUGUCGUUACAGGGUGAUGUCGAGAUCAAGGUCUGGGAAAAACGCAUCUGGAAAGACCUGCCCGUCCUAGGCGCCGCAUUGAGAGAAAAGCUGGACGGCCCCGCGCAGGCAAGGAAUCGUGACGAGCAAGAUGCCGUCAAUGCCGCAUGGGUCAAGUUCCAUGCCUUUGCUGCCAGGCUCAUGGCGGCUAACGUCAUCGACCUCACAACACAGGCUCUGUGGAUGCUGCGUGAUGGGCUUGAGGAGCAGCUGACAGCUGGGAGCAAGGAGGCCAACCGCGAGGUACUCACGGCGACGGUGUGGAUAGAGUACGCGGGGCCGCUGUUGUUUGAAAAGAUAUUGUGGAGUCCAAACCCAACUCUCGGCGAUGACGACAAGAGGCUGCUUCGUGCCGGUCCUUUGUACAAGGGCGGUCCUGGCCUGAGUUCAGAUCGGUGGUUGUUCUGGAAGACGCGGCUCGAUGAGGUCGCUGACAAGAAGGAGGUUACAGACGAGGCAAAGGACGCGGCUGUUCGGGUGGCGAGAUUAAUGGAAGUCUGGGCGGAGACUCGGAUGCAGAUACCGCAGUGAUAAAUCGUCAGCGAUCAAAGUCGCAGCAUAUCAAGGACUCUCUGCAAUUGGCUUAUAUCAUUGUUGUGGCUGGCAUUUCAACAAGGGAAAUGCUAAGGGCCGCCUGCUGGCGAUAUCUCUGGCUCUGUCACUCAACACAGUGUAGCCCCAGACGGUGAUGACGGUCGUUGAACCAAGUAUUUGAGCUCCCAGUUAUAAAUGCAUGGCCAGGACGUCUCAUCGCUUG
Molecule: messenger RNA, 1384 nt
Organism: Microdochium trichocladiopsis
Lineage: Eukaryota; Fungi; Ascomycota; Sordariomycetes; Xylariales; Microdochiaceae
Exons: 2
Coding region: 190-1158 (322 amino acids)
Source: RefSeq, a predicted model, not a curated record